AUGGAUCGGGCAGCCGCGGCUCAGUUUGAAGAACUCAAGAUUCUUCUAGUUCCGGUUCAUCCUACUAGGGUGGAAGAGGAUGGUUUCAAGUGGUGGCGUCACGCUUCCGGUUUUUCGGUUAGUAAUGCUUAUGAUUCUUUCUCCUUAUGUGUUGUUCCGGAUUUUUCUUUGGAAUCCUCUUUCCGUGUGGCUUUCUCUAGUCUUUGGAAAACAAAAGUUCCUAGUAGAAUCCUUAUUUUUGGUUGGAGAUUGAUUUGGAAUAGGCUACCAACCAAGGUUGAAUUAGCUAAGAGGGGCAUUUUGGUUAAUCCAAGUGAGAUUCGUUGUCCUUUUUGUCUUAAUUUCGAGGAAGAUCUCAAUCAUCUCUUCUUUGAGUGUUCUUUUACUAAUCGUUGGUGGAGUAAUUUUCUUUAUUGGUUACAUUUGAUCGACGAUUCCGCGGUUGAUUCGAUAGUGGGUCGUCUUUGUUGGAUGGAGAAGCAUUGUGAUAAAGUGGGGGGAGUUGGUUUGAAGUGGUUCCUUGGUCUUGUUUUUUGUUGGAUUGUGUGGAUUGGUAGGAAUGAAGCAAUUUUCAAUGGCAUGGAUGUAAAAUCCUUUGAUGGUUUAUCUCGCAUGAAAGCUCUUUCUUGGGAAUGGUUUAGUGUUUUCUUUAAAUGUUUUUGUAAUAGGUCCCGGGAGGAGUGGUUCUUAGAUCCGGGUUUUUUCACGUUAUGA
Messenger RNA from Vicia villosa (hairy vetch), 714 nucleotides. RefSeq lists its product as uncharacterized. The transcript has a single exon. The record is from RefSeq and is a predicted model, not a curated record. Bases 1 to 714 code for a protein of 237 amino acids. NCBI's taxonomy places the organism in Eukaryota, Viridiplantae, Streptophyta, Magnoliopsida, Fabales, Fabaceae.